GGCGGCGAGGGCGGGGCUGGUGGCCGGAAGUAGCCGCCCGUGACUGAUUUGUGCUUCUGGGUAACCUCCGUCGCCUUGUCUGCUCUGGAGCCGCUGGAUCUGCGGAACCCUGGGGCGCUUUUCGAUACUCUGGGAAGGAGGAAAUCCGUAGGCUAGAGUUCCAGGUGAGGCCUAUUUCGAGCACAAGAAGGAGGAGCCGCAGAUGGUGAGCGAGAGGAACCGCGACCUGAUCGAGGCGGCGGACACCAUCCGCCAGGUGCGCCGCUGCGCCGAGUGGCUGGUGGACGCGGUGAAGGCCACAGACCAGUACUGCGCCCGCCCCUGCCAGGCCGGCUCGGCCGGGCCCGGGCCCCCAGGGCCCCGAAGCCACAGCCACCCCCCAGAAGUUCUACAGCAUGGCUGUCCAGAUGAAUCUGCAGUUAGAAAUUCCUGAGGCCUGGAGCUCCAAGGAAGCCUCUCAGUAGGUGCGAACCACACAGUUCUACCUGCUCUGCUGCCACCCUCAGUCUGCACCAGCUGGCUUCUAGUUCCUGAUACUGAACCAUCCUCUGAAUUUCCUACACUCGUCCAGCAGAUGGCAGCAGCCAGCCACUUCCGGUAAGUGGAUUCUGAAGAAAACUCUGGUGGCACUGUACAGUGGCACACGCCUGUAAUCCCAGCACUCAAGAGGCUGAAGCAGGAGGAUUGGUGGGAGUUGGAGGCCAGCCUGAACUACAUAGCGAGACCCUGUCUUCAAAACAAACAAACGAAAAAACAGAAAAUGAAGUUCUCUGAUCACGGCCAGGCCUCACCACCACAAUUUUGUGGAAUCUGUCUUCCUUUCCCAGUAUACUCAGGCUCUUCACCUUUUCUACACAAAAGCAAGAUGCUGCUCAAAUGCAAGCCAUGUCUGCCCGAGCUGUAGCUGAGGCCCUGUACUCUGCCUUGCUCUUAGAGGAGAGUUCUCCCCUCCAGGACUUCACAGACCUCUCGAUGGCCAGAAAGGAACUAUCCAGACCCUUCUCAACCACCCGUGCCAUGGUGGGUGUGACUUUUUUCCAGAAUUUUAUCCCUAAAUACAGGACAGAGGGCUGGGGAUUUAGCUCAAUGGUUCCACUGCCUGCCUCGCAAGCACAAGGUCCUAAGUUCGAUCCCCGAUACCAAAAAAAUAGAAUAUAUAUGUAUAUAUAUAUAUAUAUAUAUAAAACAGAGCAGGGUGAGCUGAGGGAAACUGGGGUAUCCAGAGUGUUUGGUCUUUAACUUUACUAAUGGAAAUUGUUUAAAGAGGAUAUAGAAGACUUGAACUCAGGGAAUCAAAGUAGAAUGGUGGUUACCAGAGGCUGAGGGGCAAGAUAAGAGGACUGGAGAGAUGUCGAUUUAAGGACAUGAAUUUUAUUUACACAGGAGAAACAAUUUCAGGAGACCUAUUGAUCAGCAUGGUGACUAUAUGUAAGUGUUCUACCACCAGAUAAGUAUAGUCAGUUUUUUUCACUGGAGAGAGGCCCCAGGCCCAACUCUGUGGGUUUUCUUAUUGAAAGGCAAAGAUGCUUUUACCUGCAUCCUCAGAGCCAUUACCUGGUUUGUGUGUGGAGAGACUAUUGUAGUGAUACAGAUGCAAAGAAGUAGGGGAGGUAGGCUGGGAACUCUGAAUACCUUCUUGUCUUCCUGAAUGCUGGCUUUUCUCUUUGUCAGUGCUGAGUACUUCAUUCAAAUGCAGAAUAUUCCUAUUUUUACUGACCUGAGAGAAGCACAGUACUAGAUUUACAGACCUCCUAAUCCUGGUCACCCUGGAAGGUGGAAAUCACUUCAUUAUAAUGGAUAUAAUUCAAAACAUCUUCUCCUGGAUUUAGACUUCUAAAUCUUUUCUUUCUCUCCCUGAUGACCCUCCCAUUUCUAUCACCAGCUGGACUUCCUAGAUUCGGAUUUCCUCUGCCUAAUUAACAUUUCCAAUUAGAUUUCUCCAAUUUAAAUACCUCAAAUGGAAUUCUUGAUUCCCCACAACACCUGUUGGCCUCCCUGAGCCCCUACCCUGGGCUUCCUGUGUUCUGGCCCCACGUGCCCCUCCCCACCAGGUCCUGACUGCCUCACCUGCACAUAUUUCCCACCCACUUGUCCCUCUCUGCAUGUCUGCCCCAGCCUUUCACCAGGCUUCAGGCCUGUCUUACCCUCCUCACCAGAACUGCCCCCAACGGAUCUGCCCACUCUCAUUCCGGCAUCUCUCCUACCCAGUCCACAGCAGUCCAAGUGACCCUAAAACUUACAUCAGGUUCAUUCACACUUGCCCUUUUAAAGGUUUUGAUGUUGACGUGCAUGCCUGUGAUCAUAGUAGUCUGAGAGGCUGAGGUAGGAGGAUUGCAAGUUCAAGCCCCGCCUGGAAAAUAUAGCUAGACCCUGUAUCAAAUACAAAAUUUUAAAAGGGCUGUGCUUGUAGCUCAGUGCUAAGGUCCUCUGUUUUAUCCUUAGUACUGCGAAAGAAAGAGAGAGGAGAGAGAGAAAAAGAGAGAGAGAAGAAGAAGGAGGAGGAGGUGGGGAAGAGGAGGAGGAGGAGGAGAAAAAGAAGAAAAAGAAAGAAAGUGGGCUGGGAUUUAGCUCAGUGGUGCUGCCGCCUGCCUCACAAACGAAAGCUCCCAAGUUCAAUCCCCCGCACCAAAAAAAAAAAAAAAAGGAAGUCCAAGAUGUAUAAUUCCUAAUGUGAUUUUUUUUUUAAAAAGCCAAGUUGUCAUUAUAAUAUCAAUACAGAAGCAUUAUAUUCUUACCUGAAGGAGUUCUUGCACAUACUGUAUUUAAGCAUCUUUUGGUGGCACCCAGAGACCGCUGAAUUGUGGUUAUUGAGCAGAUAUUCUGUCCUUUUCACUUCAGAAAGACUCUCACUCAACUUCUUUUCAAUAUUUUGAGGUUCUUCCUACCUGUCUUUCUUACUCUGUCUUCUCAUGGCUCUUCUGCCACUUAGAAUGAAAUCUGCCACGGUCCUGGAUUGUGGAUAUUGGGAAAGCCUGGUGAGACCUAUAUGUGAAGGAAUCCUGGUACUGAGUGGUUGGGAUGCCCUCUCCUAAAGAGGAAAAGCUCUGCCCAAGGAGCGGCACACUCAGCUGUUGGAGCAGCGCACUGUUGACAGGGUGCGGCCCCCAGGGAUGGGUUCAGUUCCAGAAGAUGUCUUAAAGGACAUUGAUGUACACACUCGCCUCGUAAGUGACCUCAAGUGUGGACUCAAAAUCCAAGCAGAAACAUUUAAUAUUGGUGGGAAUAAUGAGCAUCCCUCACCACCCCCAAAUGUUGACUACUCGUUAAAUGGAAAGAUUUUACAUCUCCUUGGACCAGUCAGAAAUUUGGUUGUGGGAAUCCUUUUUUGAACUAGAUAAUGAAGAGAAAUCACUUGCCACUGUAAUACUGGAUUUCCUCCCACAGUGCCCAGUCAAUACCCAGAAGCAACUUGCAGAGAAUGUGGUAGUCCUCGGUGGCACCUCUGUGUUGUCAGGAUUUCUCCACAGAUUGCUUACAGAAAUAAGAUAUUCAGUAGAAAAACCAAAAUACCAAAAAGUAGUUGGCACCAAGACAUUCCCAACUCCUACUCUACCUGCAAAGGCCGAUUGUGUGGCCUGGGUGGGAGGGGCUGUCCCUGGACCUCAGUGGGAUAUCCUUGGGAGCCUUUCAGUUUCAAAGGAAUAUUAUAAUUGACAGACAUACAGCUGAAUGGGGCCCUCUCAUAAUCCAUCUUUGGAAAUGAUGUUUGAUGUUGGAAAAGCUCAACCACUUCCCAUGAAGAAGGUAUUUUCCACUGAGAAAGAAAAGUUUUGUGAAAUUCACUUUUGUUUCAUUUCAAAUAGUCAAUUACAACAAAUUGCACCAAAUGUCUAGGAUGGUUUAUUACAGGGGACUUUAGUGGAAAUGAAAGUAUCUCUAUUCUUCACAUUAAUGUUUAAUUCAUUUGACUUUGUUUCUCUUAUAUAGUGGUAAAAUGGUAGCUGAUGCUCAUGAGAUUUGUUGUAUUUAUACCAAUAAAAUAGAGUUAAGCAAUUUA
This is a messenger RNA of Heterocephalus glaber (naked mole-rat), 3997 nucleotides long. The record is from RefSeq and is a predicted model, not a curated record. NCBI's taxonomy places the organism in Eukaryota, Metazoa, Chordata, Mammalia, Rodentia, Bathyergidae.